Molecule: messenger RNA, 1254 nt
Organism: Pelmatolapia mariae (spotted tilapia)
Lineage: Eukaryota; Metazoa; Chordata; Actinopteri; Cichliformes; Cichlidae
Exons: 2
Coding region: 377-940 (187 amino acids)
Source: RefSeq, a predicted model, not a curated record
UUCCCCUGUGCGUCGAGUCUGUGCCUGCCUCUGUGCAGCUACAGCUGUGAGCAAUUGUAGUGGAUACGAUGAGGGGAGGGCGUGUGUGAAGGAUCUCUUGUUUGUAGACCACAAGGAAUACUCUGCAAGCAGGAGACAUCAGUUUUGCCAGCGGCACAGCAGAGCAGGAGGAAGCCCGCUUGAUCAUCCCAUCUAUGCCAUGUGAUUUUCCUUACAUCGACCCGGGAAAGAGUUCAGGCUUAAAAAGCUUAAGUGUGAAAGGCAGAUUUACUUGAAGAAGCAAGGAAAAGGAAACACUGCCAGCAUCCCCAUUUCUUCCCCAACAGGGAGCAGCAGUGUGCAGGUCUACCAUGACUAUGAGAAGGUGGCCUUUAAGAUGCAUUCUGGAAAUGGUCAUGCUGCAGAAAACAGUUUUCAUCCCAGGAGAGACCAGCUCUCCAGCCAAGCUAGUGCCAACGUUCCAGACAUCAACUCCAUCAGCCACGAAGAAAAGCGCAGCACGAAAGACGAGAUUGGCCACAGGAGCUUCAUAAGGAUGAUGGAGUCAAGCUGCCAGGGCUACUCGGGGCCAGAAGACAACUCAACAGACCCACAUGAGACCCUGACAGAGACUUCAACUCUGACUUUUGUGGAUGGACGCAGUACGGAGGAGUCGACAGAGAGCCGCAGUCUCCACGGAGUGGGGAUGGUUUAUCUCAAGGAGUUUGUGCUCAUAGAUGAUGAUGAAGAUGGGGACAUGUCGCUAAGAGAGAAAACAGUGACAGACGUGUCCUUGAUGGAUGGAAAAGCUGCAGACCUGGUGUGCAGCAGGCUUUUGUCCACCUCCAGCGGUUCAGUGUCAGAGUGCAAGGAGGAGUCAUCUGCUCCUGACGCGCCUCCUCCUGAGGAGCCUGAAGCUGCACAUGAAAAGAAAAGCUGCUGUUUGUGCACACUUUUAUGACCCUUCAGGAUCUCACAGAUUUGAAAACCAGCACAGCUUUGUGUCCAUCAUAUGAACUGUGAUGCUGUCUGUGAUAGAAACCUGAGCAGUCACUCGUGGUAUGGGAAGCAGAAGAAGAUUACAUUCCUGACAUGCUUUUUUAGCAACCAGCAAAACAUGUUCAUGUUCAAACAUCAACCACUAAUGUGUUUCAGUCAAACUGCUUUUUCAUUAUAAAUAUGAAAUGUAUGAAACAGUAUGGUGCAUUUGAUAAAAGUUACAGUAAGAACGAUUUGAUACAUGCAUGUUUCUGCAAUAAAUGGCCGAUUCUUGAA